Racocetra fulgida is the source of this 864-nucleotide messenger RNA. Lineage: Eukaryota; Fungi; Glomeromycota; Glomeromycetes; Diversisporales; Gigasporaceae. The record is from the annotation of a GenBank genome assembly.
AUGGGAUUAUUAUCGUCACCAGGCACACCUCUUCAAUGGGAAGAGACAAAACAAUAUGCACAUAAAAUUCGCGCUCUCGGAAUAAGCUAUUUUGUAUCUGUUUACAAGAAACUGAAAGAAAAGGAAAAUUCUUGCACACCGGGCACACCUUAUGGUGGUACUUUGAAAAGCCUGCUUCAAAUAGAGCCAAAUAUGAAAUUGAGAAGAGAAAUUAUUUCAAAAUUUUUGAGGCCAAAUGAAGUAGCAAUUACUUUGACUAGCUUUCCUCGUCUUGGUGCUUCAGGCCAAUUUCUGGAACCUCACUAUGAGCCAGCAGGAAAUGCAGCGAGAAGUCUGUUUGUACCUGACGAGGUUGCUAUUAAUGUGCCAAUUUUUCGCGAUAAAUGUACACCCGAUCCAUUUAUAGAUACGACAAUUCCUCUAAAUCGAAAUUUAUUUCCCGAGGAUAAAGAAGCUGCAGAAGGCGCAGCGCAAUCGGAUCAUAUAUAUAUGGAUGCUAUGGUUUUUGGAAUGGGUUGCUGUUGUUUACAAAUUACUUUUCAAGCUUGCAACGCUGAAGAAGCCAGAAGGCUGUAUGAUCAACUGGCAGUAAUGGAAUCUCCAUCAAUACCUGGUGAAGAGACUUCUUCAGAUAACUCCCGUCUAAAUGGGCAUGCAAAUGCUAAUGAAUCGAUAUCGUCCGUAGAGGAUGAAUAUGAACAAAUGACCAUCAAUGAAAUUAUUAAUGGCAAUGGUGACAAAUUUCCAGGGUUAAAUGUUCUAAUAUGCCGAUAUCUUGAAUCAGUAAAUAUUGAUAUCGAAACAAGAUGUCAACUAGGAAUAUAUCAAGAAUUUGUUAGCAGGCGUGCAAAAGGUAAAUUAUGA